AUGCUGCAGCCUCAUUUUCCAAUUUCUGCCGAAAGCUCGCAGCCACACCAAUACCGCGGGCCCCUACACAAUGCGGCUUUUCACGGCUCUUCAUUAAGCGGCUCAUGGAUUCCACAUUUAGAUGCUGACUCAAGUCUUCGUUCCAACUUCACUUUCCCUCCUCGCCCAUUGCAAGAGUCAUCCAUUCAUGCGCAUCAGUCGCCGCCGCAGCUUGCUCAUCCAAUUUCUGUGCCUACUUCUAAAAGAGCAGACGCUCAAUCAGCUGAAAACGUGCAAGCACAGCUUGCCUCGCAACAACUUUCCUCGGAACUGUCACCCGAGUUUCUCAUGGCUGGUGGUGGACUUGUCAACCUAACUACUUUAGGACUUGGCGGCGCCUGGAAUGAAUCGGAUGAUAAAGGCAUUGAUACUAUCGCUACACCUCGUUCAGCGCAGCGCCACACUCGGUCUAGUAGCGCAUCGAGUGCGAUGAUGCAUCGUUCGAGUAUGGACAACUUGCUGUCGGGUCUUCCUCAAGCUCAAGCACAGCUUGCAGCACUUCAUCGGAGCAGACAGCAAAUCGGACCAAACUCACACGGACGCUCCACGUCACAUGGACGCUCAGCAAGUAUGGGAUCAAACGCAGGUGUGCCACGCCGAGCCUUGUUUGGAAGUUACUUGCCGCAAACUAGUUUGCCGCUUCUUUUGCUUACAGGGAAAUUGGUUGUUGGAAUUCUCCGCGUAAAUAAACGGAAUCGCAGCGAUGCUUGGGUCUCAACGGAAGUACUGGAGCAUGACAUCUUCAUUAGUGGCUCUAAAGAUCGUAACCGCGCAUUAGAGGGGGAUAUUGUUGCUGUGGAGCUGCUCAAUCCGCAAGAGGUAUGGCAAACGAAACGAGAUAAGGUGGACAAGAAGAAACGCAAAGAAGAGCACAAUGCGAGUGGAAAUUGGUCCGUCUUAACUGCACGAGGCGCUGGACGUCGCGCAGACAAGGCGCGUGAUGAUAUCGAAGUUGAGGGCGCACAGCUCAAAUUGAUUCAAGAUGAAGAAGAGAGUGAGAACAAAGCGCCACUACUGGCUGGCCAUGUUGUGGCUAUAGUUGAACGCAUGCCAGGACAAAUAUUUCCAGGUACUCUAGCGCUCUUACGUCCCAGCAGUGCAGCAACGAAGGAAAAGCAGCAGGCAGAACGUGGUGAAGAUGAUGAUGUGACGCCAGGCACACCAGGCACACCGCGCCCAAAAAUUGUUUGGUUCCGCCCGUCAGACAAGCGCGUGCCUUUAAUUGCGAUUCCUGCUGAUCAAGCACCAGACGAUUUUUGGAUCGACGGACAUCAAGAAAAGUAUAGUCGUUGCCUUUUUGUGGCCUGCAUCAAACGAUGGCCUAUCACUUCUCUACAUCCAUUCGGGUCGCUGGUGGAUCGUUUAGGCCCAAUUGGGUCUUUGGAAGCUGAGUCUCAGGCGCUUGUCCGCUCUCACUGCCAUAGUAUUGUGGCACCAAUUUCUGAGCCGGCGCUGCGCUGUGUACCAACAGAGUCGUCUCUGAUUACUGAUACAGAAGCCAAAUUACGGCGCUCAUUUUGCGGCUUCACUGUAGUUGGCCAAGGACCUUGCGAAGUCGCACUGUCUGUGGAUCCUGGCGAACAAGACACCGUGGUUGUUGGUGUGCACGUGGCUGAUAUAACACAUUUUCUGAGCUCUGGAUCGGCACUAGAUCGCGAGUCUCUUCGUCGUGGUGCAUCAGUACAUCUUGUCCAGCAUUCGUAUGAGAUGCUUCCUUCUAGCUUGUUGCAUAUCGUUGCCUUCCAAAAAGGUCGCAAGUCACUAGCCAAAUCGGUCAUCUUCACACUUCGAAAAAAUUGCGUUGUUGAUAUGUGGAUGGGUCGAUCAAUCAUCCAUGUAUCGCAUGAGACGAACUUGUUGGAACUAGAGCAUGCUUUACAGGGAGGAAAGACCCCUAUACCGAUCACCACUGAACUUUUGGGCGCCGCUCUUGAGUUUGCUCGACAACUUCGUUCGGACCGCAUCUCGCGAGGCGCUUUAUGCCUGCCUCGUUCACGACUUGAGUUCGAUCUCGAUGAACAACAACGCCCGACGUGUGUUCGUUGCGAGUGCGACUCGAACUCGAAUGCGAGCUUGCUACUAAAUGAACUGUGCAUUCGCACCAACACGGCAGUGGCGCAUCGUCUAGCUGCAGGGUUUGAAUCCAAUGCUUUGUUACUACGACAGGAUGCACCUCUUGAACGGGCUUUAGAGGAGCUGUCGACCAAUUUAGGCGCGCUCGGCGUUCCAAAAGAUCAGGUCAACAUCACUACACUUCCAGCUGCCCUUGCUGCCCUUCCCUCAUCUUUUCAGAGUGUCGGCGCUGCGCUAGUUGAAAACGCAUUAUCACCUUCGAAGUUUUUCACACCUGCUCUGGUUGAUGUCACCAAGUUUGCGCAUUACUCACUCGGUGAGCCUGUGUAUACACAUUUCACUUCGCCGCUUCAGCGAUAUUCAAAUAUUUGUGUACAUCGCCAGUUGGAUGCUAUCUUGGAUGAUAAAGUAACUGGAACUCUGCGCGGUGACAUUUUCACUAAGCUUGCUCAUCAAUGUAAUGUAAAAGAACAGGCUGCUUUGGCGGCUGAAAUGCAAAGCACGCACCUAUAUCUAUGCCAAUGGCUCAAAAAUGAAUCUAAGGAAGGAAUUAUGAAACGUCGCGCAUUAGUCAUGGCGUUGAGUGAGACGUCGGUCGAUGUGCUUGUACCUUCGCUCUUGGUUGAAAAACGUGUGUACCUUGAUUGUCUUCCGCUGGACGAGGCCAAAUGGGACCCCUCUUCGCAAUCACUCAUGCUGACAUGGAGUAAAGGUAUUCACUCCAUUGCAUGGUUUGGCCACGCGAUUGAUGAUGCACAGUGUAUGAAAGUAUGGGAGACAGAAAAAGAGCGACAAACAAAAGAGACAUCAACUGCACCUGUUUGUCAACAGCAAAGAAUUAUGACCUUGACAGAGGUUGACGUAUUUAUUCUGUCAGAUAUGGACAAGAGCCCGCCCAUUCUCAAAGUAGUUAUUGCCAAUCCAUGUGCCUGA
Malassezia globosa CBS 7966 is the source of this 3045-nucleotide messenger RNA. RefSeq lists its product as uncharacterized. The transcript has a single exon. NCBI's taxonomy places the organism in Eukaryota, Fungi, Basidiomycota, Malasseziomycetes, Malasseziales, Malasseziaceae. The coding region runs from base 1 to 3045 and encodes 1014 amino acids. Gene Ontology annotation, cellular component: P-body. Gene Ontology annotation, molecular function: 3'-5'-RNA exonuclease activity; RNA binding. Gene Ontology annotation, biological process: mRNA catabolic process. The record is from RefSeq and is a predicted model, not a curated record.